This is a messenger RNA of Miscanthus lutarioriparius, 6336 nucleotides long. The record is from the annotation of a GenBank genome assembly. Lineage: Eukaryota; Viridiplantae; Streptophyta; Magnoliopsida; Poales; Poaceae.
AUGGAGGACGCCGCGCCCGAUGGGGCCCCGCAGGCGUCCCCGGCCCCCGCGGAGGCCGACUGGCCGCCCGAGCUCCGCCUCCCGCCGCCGCCGCCCCCCGCGGACCCGCCGCCGCUGCUGCCACCUCCGGGGACGGACGAUCCGCACUUCCUGAGCUCGAUCAUCGGGGACGCGGCGGCCCCACCCCCGCCCCCGCCGCCUCCGCUGCCGCUCGGGCAGAAGCGGAAGCGGGGGAGGCCGCCCAAGAGGAAGGACGGCGCUGGCGCGGCAUCGGGCGCGGGGGCAGUGGUACCGGCGCAGCCGCCCGCCCGGGCCGCCAGGAGGAGGGAGGACGAGGAGGAGGUCGUCUGCUUCAUCUGCUUCGACGGGGGCAACCUCGUCGUCUGCGAUCGGAGGGGUUGCCCCAAGGUCUACCAUCCGGCGUGCAUCAAGCGUGACGAGGCAUUCUUCCAGUCCCGGAGCAAGUGGAACUGCGGCUGGCACAUAUGCAGCAGCUGUGAAAAGGCAGUGCACUACAUGUGCUACACUUGUACAUACUCCCUCUGCAAAGUGUGCAUCAAGCAGGGUAAAUUCUUCAGUGUCAGGGGAACAAAGGGCUUCUGCGAUACAUGUUAUGGGACUAUACUUUUGAUAGAAUCCAAAGAUGAAAGUGCAACAAAGGUUGAUUUUGAUGACAUACUCAGCUGGGAGUACCUGUUCAAGCUAUAUUGGUUAGAUCUGAAAGGGAAGCUUUCAUUAACAUUGGAAGAACUUACUACUGCCAAGAACAGAUGGAAUGUCCCUAGCACUUCUGCUAGGAAAGAAAAAGAGGAGUCGUCUGAUGACCUGUAUGACGCUAAUGAUGAUGAUGAUGCUGGUUCUGACUGCUGCUCAAGAAAACGAAGGCAAACUAAUUCAAGGAAAAAGGGUCAAAAACGCCGAAAGAUAAAUAAAGAUUGUAGCACUGCUGCAAAAAAGGUUGAGCUUCCAACUAGAAAUACUGAGAGCGUUCCCACGGAAGUGCCAAAUGAACGGGUGCCAUUGCCAGUACACACAAAAGUACCAAAUGGACGGAUACCCUUGCCAGUAGACACAAAAGUACCAAAUGAACCAGUGCCCUUGCCACCAAACAUGAAAUGGGCAUCACCAGAGCUAUUGGAGUUUAUAGGACACAUGAGAGAUGGCGAUCAAUCUUUCAUUUCUCCGUUUGAUGUUCAGACUCUUCUGCUUGAUUAUAUCAAGAAGAAUAACCUUCGCGAUCCUCAGAGGAAAAGCCAAAUUAUUUGUGACUCGAGACUUCACCGCUUGUUCAGGAAAGCACGAGUUGCUCACUUUGAGAUGUUAAAGCUUUUGGAAAUGCAUUUUCCUAUGAAUGAGACUUCAACAGUAUCUGAUAGUAGCCAAGUGACUAUCAAUCUCAAUUCAGCACAUGUAGAUACCAAUGGAUACAAUGACAUGGCUGCAAAAUUUUCUCCUGAUAAGAGGAGAAGGAUCCAUAGAAAGAUGGAAAGAGAUACACAAGUUAAUCUUGAGGAUUAUGCAGCAAUUGACAUGCAUAAUAUAAAUUUGAUUUACAUGAGGCGCAGCCUGAUGGAGGAUUUUAUUGAUGAUGCCAAAUUCUCAGACAAAAUUCAUGGUGGUUUUGUGAGGAUAAAAAUUUCUGAUGUGUGCCAGAGACAAGACAUAUAUCGUCUCGUAAAAGUUAUUGGAACACACAAGGUUCCAGAAAAGUAUAGCAUUGGAAAGAAGAUGACAAAUUUUGCACUCGAGAUAUUGAAUUUAAACAAAAAGGAGAUUAUUACAAUGGAUACAAUAUCUAAUCAUGAUUUUACAGAGGAGGAGUGCAAACGUUUAAGGCAGAGCAUGAAGUGUGGUGUAAUUAGCAGACUAAAAGUGGGGGAUAUCCUAGAGAAAGCCAUGAUAUUGCAAUCUGUAAGAGUGAAUGAUUGGUUUGAAAAUGAAAAGCAGAGGCUUGGGCAUCUUCGUGAUCGUGCAAGCGAAACUGGGCGCAGAAAAGAAUAUCCUAUUGACCAUAUUAUGAUAGAAUAUGUAGAAAAGCUGCAGCUUCUCGACAAUUCUGAGGAAAGAACUCGUAGGAUUAAUGAAGUUCUGGAAGUGCAUGUUGAUCCACAUAUGGAUCCUAAUUAUGAGUCUGCUGAAGAAACAGAUGAGAAAAGAACUGUUGCAAAGUCGGUAAAUCGGACAAGACCAGAUACAACCAUAUCGCGAAGAAUAUCAAGAUAUCUUAGCACUAAGCAAAACCAUCCUCAAAAAGUUUCUGAUUCUAGCCACCAUCCAAAAAGCUUGUCCACAGAAAGUACAAUUUGUGAAUCAGGGGCAAGAAGUUUGGAGAACAGCACAGCAAAGAGAACUAUGUAUGAAGCUGGAUCACUUUCAUCUUCCGGAGUAACAAUGUCAAAUGACACAGAGCCGGAGAAAGUCUGGCACUACAAGGAUCCUUCUGGGAAUGUUCAGGGUCCAUUUACUCUUUUGCAACUAUCAAAGUGGACAAGUUACUUCCCACGUGAUCUGAGAGUAUGGCUUACAUUUGAGAGUGAAGAGAGAUCAUUGCUGUUGACUGAAGUGCUUUCAAAACAGCAGAAAGAUUUCACUCAGGCUGCAUCACAUACAAGUAGCAAGGCAACACUGGUUGGCACUGGAGAUACAAGGAACAGCCCUAGUGUGGAUCAGACCAAUGCUUUCACCCCUUUUGGUCAUAGCAUGGUUAGUUCUUCUGGAAUAACUGUUCAGUAUAGUAAGUAUUCUGUUCCAGAAAGGGAAAGUGUGUACUCUCCAGAUGUUAGCUUGUCGCUAUCAACUAGUUCGGUUCCACUGAAGGAUGCUUAUACUGUGAAUAGCCAAGCACACUGCCAGAAUAAGCAUUCUGUUUUCAUUCAAUCUCCUGGGAGUUCAUAUGGGCACACAGACUUGAACCAUGAUGGAAUACAGGGAUGCUCUGGUGAAUCAAACCACCAUCACAGCAGUGGAACCCUAUGGAGUCCUACCGUGGCACAUAUGAGUUGUAGUGGACGUGGUAAUGUGGAAUCUCAUCAGAAUCAGUACGUUUCCUGGUCACAAAGUCAACAUGAAUCUAAAAAUAGUUCACAAAGAGGACCUGUUAAAGAUCUGAUGAAUUCAAGGCGGGAUCUAUCGAAAAAUCUACCUACUCAACGUAUCGGGAAAGAUGUAUCCAGUCCUUUGUUUGCUUGGAGUCCGGCCGAGUCGAGGACAGCUUCAAGUCAACAUGAAGGCUCUUGCUUAAGUUCAACACCUAAUCCAAGCUUUCUCGAUGAACUUCAUUCUUCUAUUGCUUCUGCAAAGCCUAAGAGCUGUGCUCCAGCAACCGCUAUUGAAGACAGAGGUUCUAGUUCACCAUCUGGCAUGCUGAGUCAUGCAGAAAGAGUUCCAAUCUGCAGUCCACAAUCAGCCCCUUCGGCAUCUGCUUCCGAUAUGUGUAAGAUGGAUAUCACGAAUCAGCAAAGAACACUUGAGGCGGAUACAUCGAAUGCUUCAGUUAACCAGUCUCCGGAAUCAAAGAUUUUCCCUGUAUCCUCUCCUGAUAACCGAGAUAUUGACCAUGAGUUUCCUAAUCCAGUUCCAAGAUCUGAGAAUAAGGACAUUGCGGUUGACAGCUCAGGAUUAACACCAGCAUCACCUGAAAAUAUUACUACGAAUUUGCCUGGUUCAGAUACAUCCAAGAUGGAGGAGGUCGUGAGUCAGCAACAAGUAAUUGGGGCUGUUGUAUUGAAUUCUUCAGAUAGUCAUUCUCCUCACUCUAAGGUUUCCCCUGUAUCUUCUCCUAAUAACGAAGAUAAGAAACAUGAAUACCCCAGUUCUACCCCAAGGUCUGAGAAUAAGAUUCCUGCUGUGGACAGUUUACUUUCAACAUCAGCUGCUCCUGAAAAUCUAACGACAACUUCUGCCCAUGAUUCUGAUACAUGCAAAAUGGAGGAGUUAGUGAAUCAGCCAAAAACACUUGAAGCAGAUGCAUCAAAUGCUCCACUUUGUCAACCUCCUCAUUCUCACAUUUUCCCGGUACCUUCUGACAAUCAAGAUAUAGAGCGUGAAUGUCCAAGUCCAACUCCAAUUUCUGACAGUAAGGAUCCUCUUGUGAACAACUCAGCGACAACUUCUGCAUCAGCCUCUGAUACAAGCAAAAUGGAGGAGUUUGUGAAUCAGCAAAAAACACUUGAAGCAGAUGCAUCAAAUGCUCCACUUAAUCAGUCUCCUCAUUCUCACAUUUUCCCAGUACCUUCUGACAAUCAAGAUAUUGAGCGUGAAUGUCCAGGUCCAACUCCAAGAUCUGACACUAAGGAACUUCUUGUGAACAACUCAGUGUUAACAUCAUCAGCACCUGAAAUUCUAACGACAACCUCUGCAGCCUCUGAUACAUGCAAAAUGGAGGAGUCAGUGAAUCAGCAAAAAACGCUUGAAGCAGAUGCUUCAAAUGCUCCACUUAAUCAUCAUCCUCAUUCUCACAGUGUUCCUGUAUCUUCUGAUAAUCAAGACAUUCAGCGUGAAUGUCCUAGCCCAACUCCAAAAUCUGACAGUAAGGAACCUCUUGUGGACAACUCAGUAUUAACAUCAGCGGCGCCUGAAAUGCUAGCGACAACUUCUGCCUCUGAUACAUGCAAAAUGGAGGAGUUUGUGAAUCAGCAAAAAGCACUUGAAGCGGAUGCAACAAAUGCUUCACUUAACCAGCCUCCUCACAUUUUCACUAUAUCUUCCGAUAAUCAAGAUAUUGAGCGUGAAUGUCCUAGCCCAACUCCAAGGUCUGACUGUAAGGAACCUCUUAUGGACAACUCAGUAUUUACAUCAGUGGCGCCUGGAAUUCUAGCAACAUCUUCUGCUUCUGCUUCUGCUUCUGGUACAUGCAAAAUGGAGGAGUUUGUGAAUCAGCAAAGACCAAUUGAAGCGGAUGCAUCAAAUGCUUCACUUAAUCAACCUCCUCACUCUAGCGUUUUCGCUUCAUCUUCUGGUGAUAACCAAGAUAAUGCGUGUGAACGUCCUAGUCCAAGUCCAAGAUCUGAGGGUGAGCAGCCUCUCAUGGAUAACUCAGGGUUAACAUCAACAGUGCCUCAAAAUCUAACUUCUACUUCUGCAUCUGCUUCUGAGAUAUGCAAAGAGAUCUUGAAUGAGAAAAGAAUACUUGAAGCAAACCCAUCAAAUGGUUUGAUUACUCAAUCUCCUCAAUCCAUGGUUUUCCUUGUACCAUCUCCUGAUAUCCUAGAGCGUGGAUUUUCUAGUGAAACGCCUAGGCCUGAGUUUAAGGAACCUGUUGUGGACAGCUCUGGGUUAACAUCAGCAGCACCUGAAAAUUUAAUGACUAAGCAACAUGUCCACUCAUCAGAUGCCUUUGUACCACCAAAGUCUGGUGCUCCAACUGGGGAAUUAGGCGACGCGAAAUUAGAUUUUAAAGGUGAAGAAAUUAUUCAAAAAGAACAAUAUUGUGAGAGUGAAUCUAUUGUUGCUACAAGAAAGAAUUUGUUAAUUGAUCCUUCCUUUGGUGCUGAGUCGAUAGAUGUGUCAGAUGUAUUGGAAUCCUUAAUGGAAGAAAGGGGUGGAACUUCGUACAUGCCAGGAUCAGUAGAGGACUUCCUAGCCGCUUCAGCCGAGGAAGAACCACACUACUCAAGCCCUAUCGCAUUAUCUCCUUGGGGUGAACCUAGUUACUACCAAGGUGAUGCUGUUAAUUCUGCACUAUGGGGUAUUCAAGAUUCGAUCAAUGAUAUGUGGCCAUUGCUUUCACCAAGACCUAUGCUCCAACCUUCAUCUGGUAUUGGAACUGAGGGGAAGGAAACUUAUGAUAUCAACGAGGUGGCUGUGACCCAUGUUAAUAGUGAUUUUUUUCAAAGAGGAUCAAUGAUUGGGGAGGAAAAUGUGAACCAGGCUAACUUGAGUGCUGUUGCAGAUUGGAUGCUGUCUGAUCAGGUCCCAUCAAUACCAAAUGGUAUGUCAACAUCAUCAGUAGAUGAGAGCACCAGAGUUUUAGGUUCUCAAGCAUCAACCAAUCAGAGCUUAGACUGGGGUACUACAUGGACUACUAGUCAGAAUCUCAGCAUGUAUAGCAAUGAAAAAGCAGAGCCCUCGAGUAAAAGCUAUUUGGAAGAAUCAAGGAAGCAGGAAACCACCAAUUCCAGUGUUUCUAUUUCUGGAGAGGCCAUUGGAAACAACAAGGGCUUGAACCCUCCUGAUAAUGCUAAUCGGGGCAGCCAACUGAGUCAUCAUCACCGUGGCAGGUACUCCCAAAUCAGUGAAUCUUGGCUACUUAGUUCAAAUCACUCUAGGAGUAGGUCUGAUAGAUUUGGCAGCGGUGGGUCAUCAAGAUCAACUUCAAAGGGACAAACUAGGGGCUAA